Apis dorsata (giant honeybee) is the source of this 719-nucleotide messenger RNA. RefSeq lists its product as uncharacterized. Lineage: Eukaryota; Metazoa; Arthropoda; Insecta; Hymenoptera; Apidae. The record is from RefSeq and is a predicted model, not a curated record. Bases 44 to 649 code for a protein of 201 amino acids. The transcript has 5 exons.
GAAGAAGGAAGGAGAGACUUGGAGGAGGAAAUAAGGGGCGACGAUGUUUAUUCGGACGAGGGUGGACUGGAGAUUGUCGUUGCUGUUCCUCGCGACAAUGGGACGGAUCCAGGCGAGCGAGAAGGGGGAAGUUCGAGGGAAGAGGCAGGCCUUGUAUCCACCGCCCCUCGUUUAUCCUCUCGGUGGUGUUUUGAAGCUCGUUGUAGGGUUCGCGAUGCCGGUGCAGGUCUCGGGCCAGAUUUUGUCAUACGGCCAAAACAUUCAGUUUCAAUACAUGUUGCCAAACAACGCCACCUUCUUCACCAACUACUUCCAAGACGCGUCACGAAGACGACGUAGAGCGAGUUGGAGCGAGAGGGUCCCUGUAUACGACAUUCUUCAACGUGAACUUGACAUGCGUAACGUGGAUGGAAAAGCUUGCUUGAAGAAAAAUAUCUGCGAAGCGGCAUCGACAUCGUUGAAGGACGAGGGAUUGGUCGGCGAAUUGUUGCACUUGUUGUUAACACCGGACGAGGGAGACGCUUUCACGAUGGACUACGAAUAUUUAGAAGCGGCCACGUUCGGAAGAAGGGGAAAUAAUUGCUCGAUGAUUUAUUCCACGUGUCCUCCUGGCCAAGGAAUUCUAGACCGAAUAUCCACGAUUUAUUGAGUAUCGUGACAAUAAGAUGUUACCGUUGUACAUUAUACACACAAUAUCCAUCAUUAUUCGUUCGAGCGCA